Molecule: messenger RNA, 2107 nt
Organism: Brassica oleracea var. oleracea
Lineage: Eukaryota; Viridiplantae; Streptophyta; Magnoliopsida; Brassicales; Brassicaceae
Product: probable receptor-like protein kinase At1g67000
Exons: 3
Coding region: 68-2029 (653 amino acids)
Biological process (GO): protein phosphorylation
Molecular function (GO): ATP binding; polysaccharide binding; protein kinase activity
Source: RefSeq, a predicted model, not a curated record
UUAGACAAAAACCAUUCACUAUUAUCCUACAGCUUCUUACUUUGGAUUCAUAUUGAUCUCCAACACAAUGAUCAAUCUGUUUCUAUCCCCGACAAAAUCUACGUUCCAUGUAAUCAUAUCUAUGCUCUUUGUGAUACCUUCUUGUGUUUUCUCAGCUAAUGAGCUUCACGACCGCUGCAGUCAACCGUUUAACUGCGGCAAUCAAAACGGUCUCCGGUACCCUUUCUGGACAUCUGGCAGAGAAGACUGUGGCCACCCUGAUUUCAAAGUAGACUGUAGUGGUGAAUUCGCAGAGGUAAGUAUAACCUCCGUGAAGUAUAGAAUAUUAGAGGCGAACUAUGACUCUGGUAUCAUAAGACUGGCAAGGUCGGAUUUUAUUGGCGAUCUUUGUCCUAAAGAUUCUUUAAAUGCGACGUUCAACGAAAGUGUUCUUCCACUUGCUCCUAACACUAAGCUUCUAACAAUCUAUCACAACUGCAGCCGAGCAUUUCCACAGUAUGUUUCUACUUUUGUUGGAGAUCUUCCUUGUGGAGAUGGUGAUGGUGAUGAUGAUGACACAAUAAGUUACUAUGUGACAACAAACCUCUCGUCCCCUCUACUUGACGGGAUUAGAGGUCAAUUAGACGACUUCCGGUCAUCUUGCAAAAGCGUAAGUAUUCCUGCAUCAGGGCCUUGGCUGGAGACACUGCAGAGGAAUCGGACUCCAGAUAAUCUGCAGAAAGCUCUUGCAGAGGGUUUCCAGGUUGGACUUAACCAAGAUUGUUCGUCGUGCUCAGCCUCUGAGGGUGCUUGUGGAUUUAAUCAAAACUCAAGUGGAUUUGUCUGCUAUAGUUUAGAAGGGGCCAAUAACCGUGCUAGAAAAAAGGAUCGAACUGUUGAUGUAGGCCUCUCUUCUGGAACAAUAGCAGGUUUAGCAGCUGGUGUUAUUCUGUUUCUGUUCCUGGUUUUAGCAUUGUUUCUCCAACUUAUCCGAAAGAGAAACAAAAAGGCAUUUAUUUCACAGCCAAAACUCAAAGCACUUAUUCCACUAAAGCAGUAUAGUUACGCACAAGUAAAACGAAUCACAAAGUCAUUCGCAGAAGUGGUUGGUAGAGGAGGGUUCGGUACUGUCUACAGAGGGACUCUUCCUGAUGGCCGCAAGGUUGCAGUGAAGGUUUUGAAAGACUCAAAGGGUUACAGUGGUGAAGAUUUCAUAAAUGAAGUUGCAAGCAUCAGCCAAACUUCUCAUAUCAACAUUGUUACCCUGCUAGGAUUCUGCUAUGAAGGGUCAAAGAGAGCAAUUCUUUAUGAAUUCUUGGAAAAUGGGUCUCUUGAUAAGCUCAUCUCAAGCAAAAGGCCAUCAAAUAUGGAUUGUAGGGACUUGUAUGGGAUUGCGCUAGGCGUUGCUCGUGGUUUAGAGUACUUGCACCAUGGAUGCAGAACAAGGAUUGUACAUUUUGACAUAAAGCCACAGAAUGUCCUCUUAGAUCACAAUCUUUGCCCCAAAGUUUCUGACUUUGGUCUUGCUAAGCUCUGUGAGAAGAAGGAAAGCAUCUUGUCGUUGCUAGACACAAGAGGUACAAUAGGGUACAUUGCACCUGAAUUGUUUUCAAGAAUGUACGGUGGAGUCUCGCACAAGUCAGAUGUGUAUAGCUACGGAAUGUUGGUCCUUGAGAUGAUAGGAGCAAGGAACAAAGACAGAAAUGAUCAAGAAGUUGGUCAUAGCACAAGUUCAAUGUACUUUCCUGAAUGGAUAUAUAAGGAUCUUGAGAUGAGAGGCAGUGGGAGUCUUACGGAAAACGAAAUCAGCGGAGAAGAAGAGGAGAUGGUGAGAAAGAUGACAUUGGUGGGUCUGUGGUGUAUUCAGUCUUCCCCAUCUGAUCGUCCACCGAUGAACAGAGUAGUAGAGAUGAUGGAAGGAAGUGUGGGCGCUCUUGAAGUUCCUCCUAGGCCUGUUUUCCAAAUUCCAGCACAGCCGUUUCAAGAAUCUUCUACACUCUCAGAGAAUAUUUCAGUUUACACAGAAGUUUGUUCCAUAAAUGUUGCAUAAAAGAAUGAAACCUUCUUGUUGGAAAACAAGAAAUUACAUUUACCAUCUGUCUUCCACAUGUCUACUUUCCAUGUUGAU